GCGGAAGGAGACGGAGCAGCUCCUGCAGGACAAUGUGAGACACGGAGCAGGAGAAGCUUCAGAACCGAGCAGCCGCCGCGAUGGCAGCGGGGACGCAGUGAUCGCACCUCGGAGCUCCGACCUGUGACCGACAGUCGCUGGAAAGCCUCCUCGUGUCGGGCCCGGAGCGGCCGCGGGAUGGGAGCCCCGCGCUGAGAGCAGCGGCAGCGGCAGCGGCGCUGGGCCGAGCACCGGGAGAAAGAUGGGAGUCGCGCUGCGGAGCCUGUUGUUGUGCACUUUUUGUUUUCUCGUACGAGGCGACCCCCUCCUGCUGUAUGCGAACCGGCGGGACCUGCGGCUGGUGGACGCCGGGCGGGACAAGGCCAACGCCUCGGUGGUGGUGGGCGGGCUGGAGGACGCCGCCGCCGUGGACUUCGUCUUCUCGCGGGGCCUCAUCUACUGGAGCGACGUGAGCGAGGAGGCCAUCAAACGCACCUCCUUCAACCGGUCGGGCGGCGGCGGCGGCGGCGGCGGCGUGGAGACGGUGGUGCCGGGCCUGGCCUCGCCCGACGGCCUGGCCUGCGACUGGCUCGGCAGCAAGCUGUACUGGACGGACUCGGAGACCAACCGCAUCGAGGUGGCGGAGCUGGACGGGACGCUGAGGAAGGUCCUGUUCUGGCAGGAGCUGGAUCAGCCCAGAGCCAUCGCCCUGGAUCCACAGAGGGGCUUCAUGUACUGGACCGACUGGGGCGAGGUCCCCAAGAUCGAGCGGGCGGGGAUGGACGGCGCCAACCGCUCCAUGAUCGUGGACAAGGAGAUCUACUGGCCCAACGGCCUGACGCUGGACUACGGCCUGCAGAAGCUGUACUGGGCCGACGCCAAGCACAACUUCAUCCACCGCGCCAACCUGGACGGCUCCUCCAGGGAGGUGGUGGUGAAGGGGGAGCUGCCCCACCCCUUCGCCCUCACCCUGUACCAGGACACGCUGUUCUGGACCGACUGGAACACACACUCCAUACACUCCUGCCGGAAGCAGACGGGCGGCGAGCAGCGCAUCGUGCACUCCGACAUCUUCUCGCCCAUGGACAUCCACGUGUUCAGCGCCGAGAGGCAGCUGCUCGUGAGCAGCCCCUGCUCUCUGAACAAUGGCGGCUGUUCCCACCUCUGCCUGCUGUCUCCCGGAGCGCCGUUCUUCCAGUGCGCCUGUCCCACCGGAGUCCAGCUGCUGGAGGACGGCAAGACCUGCAGAGACGGUGCGACGGAGAUGCUGCUGCUGGCGCGGCGCACCGACCUGCGCCGCAUCUCGCUGGACACGCCCGACUUCACCGACGUCAUCCUGCAGGUGGACGACAUCCGCCACGCCAUCGCCAUCGACUACGACCCGGCGGAGGGCUACAUCUACUGGACGGACGACGACGUGCGCGCCAUCCGCCGCUCGCGGCUGGACGGCGGCGACGCGGAGUUCGUGGUCACGUCGCAGGUCAGCCACCCGGACGGCAUCGCCGUCGACUGGAUCGCGCGCAACCUGUACUGGACCGACACCGGCACGGACCGCAUCGAGGUGACCCGGCUCAACGGCACCAUGCGCAAGAUCCUGAUCUCCGAGGACCUGGACGAGCCGCGCGCCAUCGUGCUGGACCCCGAGGCCGGGUACAUGUACUGGACGGACUGGGGCGAGGUGCCGAAGAUCGAGCGGGCCGACCUGGACGGGACGGAGCGGGUGGUGAUGGUCAACACGUCGCUGGGCUGGCCCAACGGCCUGGCGCUGGACUACCAGCAGAGGAAGAUCUACUGGGGCGACGCCAAGACCGACAAGAUCGAGAUGAUGAACAUGGACGGGUCCGGGCGCCGCGUCGUGGUCGACAUCAACCUGCCGCACAUCUUCGGCUUCACGCUGCUGGGAGACUUCAUCUACUGGACGGACUGGCAGCGCCGCAGCAUCGAGCGGGUCCACAAGCGCACGGCGGAGCGGCAGGUCAUCAUCGACCAGCUGCCCGACCUCAUGGGCCUCAAGGCCACGUCGGUGCACCGGGUCCGCGGCACCAACCCGUGCGCCGAGGCCAACGGCGGCUGCAGCCACCUGUGCCUGUUCAAGCCGCGGGGCGUCCAGUGCGGCUGCCCGAUCGGCCUGGAGCUCAUCGCCGACAUGCGGACCUGCAUCGUGCCCGAGGCCUUCCUGCUCUUCUCCCGCCACACCGACAUCCGCCGCAUCUCGCUGGAGACCAACAACAACAACGUGGCCAUCCCGCUGAGCGGCGUCAAGGAGGCGUCGGCGCUCGACUUCGACGUCACCGACAACCGCAUCUACUGGACCGACAUCACGCUGAAGACCAUCUCCCGGGCCUUCAUGAACGGCAGCGCCCUGGAGCACGUGGUGGAGUUCGGCCUGGACUACCCGGAGGGGAUGGCGGUGGACUGGCUGGGGAAGAACCUGUACUGGGCCGACACCGGCACCAACCGCAUCGAGGUGGCCAAGCUGGACGGCCAGCACCGGCAGGUCCUGGUCUGGAAGGACCUGGACAGUCCCCGGGCGCUGGCCCUGGACCCGGCUGAGGGGUACAUGUACUGGACCGAGUGGGGCGGCAAGCCCAAGAUCGACCGGGCGGCGAUGGACGGGACCGGCCGCAUCACGCUGGUGGCCGACGUGGGCCGGGCCAACGGCCUGACCAUCGACUACGCAGAGCGGCGCCUCUACUGGACGGACCUGGACACCACGCUCAUCGAGUCCUCCAACAUGCUCGGUCAGGACCGGGAGGUGAUCGCCGACGACCUGCCGCACCCGUUCGGCCUGACCCAGUACCAGGACUACAUCUACUGGACGGACUGGAGCCAGCGCAGCAUCGAGCGGGCCAACAAGACCAGCGGCCAGAACCGCACCGUGAUCCAGGGCCACCUGGACUACGUCAUGGACAUCCUGGUCUUCCACUCGUCCCGCCAGGGCGGCUGGAACGCCUGCGCCUCCACCAACGGCCACUGCUCGCACCUGUGCCUGGCCGUGCCCGUCAGCAGCUUCGUCUGCGGAUGCCCCGCCCACUUCUCCCUCAACUACGACAACAAGACCUGCAGCGCGCCGACGUCCUUCCUGCUGUUCAGCCAGAAGACGGCGAUCAACCGGAUGGUGAUGGACGAGCAGCAGAGCCCCGACAUCAUCCUGCCCAUCCACAGCCUGCGCAACGUCCGCGCCAUCGACUACGACCCGCUGGACAAGCAGCUGUACUGGAUCGACUCCAAGCAGAGCGUCAUCCGCCGGGCGCAGGAGGACGGCAACCAGAGCAUGACGGUGGUGUCGGCGCCGGCGGGCGGCGCCCCGGGGGGGCUGCAGCUGUACGACCUGAGCAUCGACGUCUACAGCCGCUUCAUCUACUGGACCAGCGAGGUCACCAACGUCAUCAACGUGACGCGCACCGACGGCGGCCGCGUGGGCGUGGUGCUGCACGGCGAGCACGACAAGCCGCGCGCCAUCGUGGUCAACCCCGAGAGAGGCUACAUGUACUUCACCAACCUGCUGGAGCGCUCGCCCAAGAUCGAGCGGGCGGCGCUGGACGGCACGGAGCGCGAGGUGCUGUUCUUCAGCGGCCUGGGGAAGCCGGUGGCGCUCGCCGUCGACAACCAGGUGGGGAAGCUGUUCUGGGUGGACUCGGACCUGCGGCGCAUCGAGAGCAGCGACCUCUCCGGGGCGAACCGCGUCGUCAUCGCCGACUCCAACAUCCUGCAGCCGGUGGGCCUCACCGUGUUCGGGAGCCACCUGUACUGGAUCGACAAGCAGCAGCAGAUGAUCGAGCGCAUCGACAAGACCACCAGGGAGGGCCGCACCAAGAUCCAGGCCCGCAUCGCCUACCUGAGCGACAUCCACGCCGUGCACGAGCUGGACAUGAGGGAGUACGGGAAGCAUCCGUGCACGUGGGACAACGGCGGCUGCUCGCACAUCUGCAUCGUGAAGGGCGACGGGACGACGCGCUGCUCCUGCCCCGUCCACCUGGUGCUGCUGCCCGACGAGCUGUCCUGCGGAGAGCCGCCCACCUGCUCGCCCGAGCAGUUCUCCUGCGCCUCCGGCGAGGUGGACUGCAUCCCGCAGGCGUGGCGCUGCGACGGCUACCCCGAGUGCGACGACAGCAGCGACGAGGAGGACUGCCCCGUCUGCUCCGACGCCGAGUUCCAGUGCGACAGCCGGCAGUGCAUCGACCGCAGCCUGCGCUGCAACGGCGACGUCAACUGCCAGGACCGCUCCGACGAGAACAAGUGUGAAGUUCGCUGUCCGGCCGAUCAGUUCACCUGCUCCAACGGUCAGUGCAUCGGCAAGCACAAGAAGUGCGACCACAACAUGGACUGCACCGACAACUCGGACGAGAUCGGCUGCUACCCGACGGAGGAGCCGCGCCCGCCCACCAACAACACCAUCAUCUGGGUGGUGUGCGUGGUCCUGGUGGUGUUCGUGGUGGGCGCCGUGUACUUCGUGUGCCAGCGCGUCCUGUGCCCCCAGAUGAAGGACGACGGCGAGACGGUCACCAACGACUUCGUGGUCCACGGCCCGUCCUCGGUGCCGCUGGGAUACGUGCCGCAUCCCGGCUCGCUGUCCAGCUCGCUGCCCGGUAUGUCCAGAGGGAAGUCGGUGAUCGGCUCGCUCAGCAUCAUGGGAGGCAGCAGCGGGCCGCCGUACGACCGCGCCCACGUCACCGGGGCGUCGUCCAGCAGCUCGUCCAGCACCAAGGGCACGUACUUCCCCCCGAUCCUCAACCCUCCUCCGUCCCCGGCCACCGUGCGCUCCCAGUACACCAUGGAGUUCGGAUAUUCCUCCAACAGUCCGUCGACACACAGAUCCUACAGCUACCGGCCGUACACCUACCGACACUUUGCCCCGCCCACCACCCCCUGCAGCACGGACGUGUGCGACAGCGACUACACGCCGGGUCGCCGGGCGCCGCUCAAGUCCGGCGCCGCCGCCGCCACCAAGGGCUACACCAGCGACCUCAACUACGACUCGGAGCCUUUCCCGCCGCCGCCGACGCCCCGCAGCCAGUACCUGUCGGCGGAGGAGAACUGCGAGAGCUGCCCGCCGUCGCCUUACACCGAGCGCAGCUACUCGCACCACCUGUACCCGCCGCCGCCGUCGCCCUGCACGGACUCCUCGUGAGCCGGCCGCACAGCUCCGCCCCCUCACUGUAAAUAGCAAUUGUGCAUAUAUGAGGCGAAAAAUGGGAAAGAGACUGAAAGGAGGCCGAAAAAGGGAACGAGGAGCUGCAGGAACAUUUGUACAAACAGAGAAAAACAUAUUUAUAUAUUUUCUAUACAGUGUUUACUGAUGACGCCAUAGAGGUUUGUAUUAAGAAAUUUGUACAUUUUUUAAGAAAAGGUUUUAUUAAAUCAUCACAAAUAUAAGUUGCCUUAAAGCAGAAGAGAGAAAAAGAGGCUGAAGGACAAAAAAAAAUCCCAUCAUCAUCAGCGGGGCGUUCCACUUAUCCAAUGCCAAAUACCAACAGUCACCGGAGGAGGAGCCUGUUACCACGGAGACGGGAUCAGGAGGCGUGACUCGCAGCCCGAACCGCGACGCCGACGUUCAGACGGAUUUAAACCAAAACACACUCUGUGUCUUUCUGUUCUCAUUGAGGAAAAAAAAAAAAAACGCCCGGCUGCACCUUGAAGCCCCGCGAGGCGCCAGCGGCGGCGGCGGCGGCGUCUCCAUGGAGAAGACGAUCUCGUGCCUGACGCAGCUUCAUGUUGGUUUUUUUUUUUUUUUUUAUUGUGACUUUGAGGAAUCAGUGCCCAGGAGAUGCUCCAUAGUAUUUUUGUACCACAUAUUGUGUAGAUACGUAUUUAUAAGCUAUAUAGAAUCGACUUGUAAAUCUCCAUCCGACUCUCCAUUCCGUCUUUUUUUAUACCGCCUCCUUCUAUUUUUCUACAAAUGCUGACAAUCUCCCAUCAGGCCGUCUCCACGUGUGUGAAGGAACCUCCAACCGUUCUGGAGGCAGCUGUCAGGACCACAGGUUGAACCACACAAAUGGAGCCUUGUUUGUUUUUAUUUUAUUUUUUCCUGCUUGUUUGACACGUUGUAAGAAGAAGUGAAAAAAAAAACACCAGCAUGACUUUAAUGACAAUCUUUAAACAUGUUUUUUUUAAUUGUUUGUUAGUUUCUUAAAUUGUUUCAGCGGAUGUCAGUGUUGUGUUCAGGAACCACAGGAAAUUGUUGGGUUUUUUUUUUUUUAUGUGCCAUCAAAACAUCUUCAGAUUCUGUCACUUGUGAACUUUUAACGGUACAGUCGGAGAUUUUUAGCCUCAAACUAAUGGCUACAGGCUAACCUGCAAUUAAGUCCUGCAUUACCUCUUUGUGCCACCAGGUGGUGCAGUGAGUCACUCACUGGACGCUCCAGACCUCCAGAGCUGCAAGAGAUUGUUUAUAAAGAGGCUAUAAACAAAAUUGAAUUAAAGUCAGAAGCUGAACGAUUUAAAUUAUCGCAAUUUGAGAUUUUUCGAUAAACAUUCGUGUACGUUUGAAAACCUCUUGUUGUCGCAGUCGUUCCCGGUUUAAAACUGUCUGCAUGUGAACAAAGUACGAAGAAAACUGAGUGCAUCCACUCAGUCAAGUUUCUGCCACAUUUUGUGGUCUGUACGAGUUUUUAUCGAAUUACACCGGUGCCCCCGGUGGUGAUUUCUGCCUCCGUUCAGCCUCACUGGCGCCUCCCUGUGGUACAUCUACAUCUCUACAUGCAUCUGUUUUACUGUCUCUUCACUGCACUUUAUUUUGUUUCUUUUCUAUCGGUACAACAUAAAAACUUGGGACAAAUCUAAAAACCUCAAACCUCAACCUCUGCAAAUCUGAAACAGUGAGUGAAGUCCAGAAGCCUUUUUUUUUUUUUAUCGAUCAAAGUGUCAGAUUUUAAAGAUGUUUUGAAUUCGAUUCAAAAGAAAGAUCAUUAAAAUUUCAUUAAAAAAUGUUCAAUAUUUAACAACUUGAUCCAUUUUAAACCUUUAAAAUUGAAAAAUGCUUAAAUACCUCCUUUUCAGGAUUUCAAGAUUUUUUUUCCUCCAGAUAUUUUAACUUUCUUUCAUCACUCAAAACCUUUUGACAUUUUCGGUGAAAUGUGAAAACUCAACCUAAAACUCUUUCUCGUAUUUUGCCUCUUUCUGUAUGUCUGACUUUGGGUUAUUUUAGACAAAAAACAGGAAAAAAAAAGUUUGAGUCUGUUAUAGUGAAUGAAUUUUUCACCAAAACUCCCAUCAGAUUCUUUUUGUUCUCUAAAACUUUGUUCGUGUUGGUUGAAAUGAGGAAGUAUUUUACUUUGAAAAGGAAGUUCUCGUGUGUGUUUUCAACACCGCAGGCCAGAAAAUGUUUACAGGAAGCAUAGUAACAAAGGAAAACCUGAAAAAAGCAAUUUCCUGCUGUUUUUGUCGAAAAGCACUUUCGUCUGAUUUUUAAUUUUUUUUGUGGGCGUUGUCGUGGUAACAUCGCCCUCUCAUGGUGCUCCGAGGUUCUGCGCUCAGUUGGUUCUGUCUCUGAUGUUCAUGUUUUUCGUGGGAAACCUGUUGCGUCCGAACAGCUGCCGCCAGAAUCUGUCGUAACUCAUUAAUGCUGAUUUAUUUUAGUUUUUCUUUUUGUUAAAUAUAAAGUGAGUGAACUUUGAA
Salarias fasciatus (jewelled blenny) is the source of this 7596-nucleotide messenger RNA. RefSeq names its product low density lipoprotein receptor-related protein 6 (gene lrp6). Gene Ontology annotation, biological process: nervous system development; canonical Wnt signaling pathway. NCBI's taxonomy places the organism in Eukaryota, Metazoa, Chordata, Actinopteri, Blenniiformes, Blenniidae. The record is from RefSeq and is a predicted model, not a curated record. Gene Ontology annotation, molecular function: Wnt-protein binding; Wnt receptor activity.